UGUUGGGAGGGACUGCAGUGCGAAAUCUUCAGCAGCAUGAUGAGAGAGAACGGAAGCUUCUGAAUGACUGUCAGUCUUCUGCUUGUGGUUGUCGCUCCUGUGGACAUUUUACAUGAAUGGUUUUUGGCUUCAUGUACACUGCUGAUCUUGACUGCUGAUCCAUAGACUCCUUGCCUUGCUGUUUGGAUUGAAACUGUGUCUUGUGUUUCUGUUCUGCGCUAAGUCUGUGUUAUCUGUUUAAAUGUGAAAACGUGUUUUUAUUAUGUUUAUUAAUUUCACUGAGAUAAUUCAGGACAAGCAUAUUGUUCACAGAGGUGUAGUAUUAUUUUACUGAUCUUUGGUCUCUAUGUAGAUAGAAUAGUGAUGAUGCACAUUCAACAGAGGAAGUAAAAGAUCUGUUCUAUAUUGUUCCAUCUGUUUGAAUUAUAGAUUAUCAGGACUUGUACUGAUACAUUUAAAUACAAAAAUGUCUUAUUUAGAUCCGUUUUAAUACAAGAUUAGGGGCUAUAUUUUUGUUUGUUGAAAAAAAUGUUGUCCAUCUCAUGCAUGUCAUCAUGAUCGUAAAAUAUGAUCUUUACCUUUAUGACGUUAUAGAAUAUAUGUAUUGAUCUCCUUGUCUGUAUCAUUGCCUUUUUUAUACGCUCCUAAUAGAACAGCAUGUUAAUGUAACAUUCAACUUGUAUGUUUGGUUUCAAAUACAGAUACCAGUAAGAAUGUCUUAUUAUGCUGAUGUACUGUACACAUGGAAUAGAGUAGACUCAUUGCCAACAGCAUGCCUAUCACAAAUGUAAUUUAUUUCCUAUUUAUUUGUCAUCACCAGUCAUCAGUAGGCUAUAUUCAGCAUCAAUUACUUAGAGUUUCCCUUUACAGGAAGAUAACCUCUUUUAAUCACAGUCUGUAGAUGAGUAUGUUUUAAACAGAUGAUGAGAGAAGGGAGUGUGAAGUGAGGCAAGCUAAUGGUGUGACCGCAUAACCAUUUAUUACCUUUUAUCAUCAGGCUAUAUAUUAUCCUGUGAUUCUCUUUCCUUUUUGCCCACAACCAACAGAUUAAAAUAGAAAAGCAUUCCUGCGGUGAAGAGGAAAUAUCCGUCUGGGAAAUUUGAGAAUUGAUUGGUUCUAGUUUGCUGUAAGUGGGAGGAUUUUUAUUUUUUUUAUUUUACAGGAAGUGAUUUUCAGUGUUCAGUGAGCCUUUUGUUGAGAAGGUCUCCUCAGAUCUAUGAGUCAUGCUUUUGCUGUGAGCCGGUAGGCAACAGUGAGAGGAGAGUAGCAACACUAUAUCGCUAUAUCCUACUCUACCACAUCCCCCUCUCUCUCUCUCUGGAUCUCUGAAUCGUUGGAACCAAGCAACUAAGCAUUCUGGAAGCCUCUGGAACCUUUUUUUUCCUUUCCUCCAUGUUCUAUUUCCAUGGAUUGUGUUCUUCUUUUCUGUUUCUAUUCUACCAACGGAUUGGAUCAUUGCAGUGUUGGAUUUUCCUAACAGCAACCUCAGCCUGGGCAUCAACAACAGUAGUUGUAACCCAGCUAUGUAACCUUCUCAGCAGCAGAGAAAAUUGCAGUCAACCAUCGUACAGGGCCUGCUGUGAUUGCUAUAAGGCUUUUGCUAUGUUUAAGGAGAGGAGGAUCAUUGACUUGUUGGCACUACAUCUGCCAGUACGUUUGUAAGGCAGAGGAGGGUGCAGAGACAGAGAAGAGGGGCAUGCUUCACCGUACCAAAUACAACCGAUUCAGGAAUGAGUCAGUGACGUCCGUCGAUGGUCUUCUCCACGGCCUCACCAUGAACCCCAAAGUCUCGGCAGCCCCUGCGUCCUCCGCCGAGCCCCCGUACACCCCUCCAGCGGCGCCAUGCGAGGGCGGCGUGCCCCACCACCACAACCCUGCCGCUGACCCCUCGGACGAUGGAGCCACCACCCUGUGCACCCUCAUCAACAAGGUGUCCAACCUGAAAUUCACCAACUCAGGUUCCAGCCUUUUGGGUAUCAAGAGCUUCCCCUCCCACGUCAAAGACCUGGCCGUCUCCAAGCUGCAGGGGGGUGGAGGGUCCGGUGGGGGCUCCGGCGGUGGAUCCGGGGGCUCCAGCUGCAGUGGUAGCGGCCCUGGCUCCAGUGUUCCAUCAGCAGCCUCCGGUGGUGGUAGCGGUGGUGGCGGUAAUGGCCCCUCCUGUGGCUCAGCGUCCAGCGUCCUCCAUCACCACCCCUGCUCCCAUUCCUCCCAGCAGGAGCCAGGCAACAUUAGCCGCGCAGGGGGAAAGAAGGGCAGCAAGCUGGGGCUGGAGGAGAGGGAGGCGCAGCAGGGACAUGGAGGAGAGGACUGGGGGCCUAGUGGCGGAGGAGGAGGUAACAGCAGCAGUGGACUGGUGAAUAAACCCUGUUCCAGAGGAUGGCUGCAUUCCAGUGAGAAGAUCUCUGGACCUGGAGUGACGUACAUUGUAAAGUAUUUAGGUUGCAUAGAAGUGCUUCGGUCGAUGAGAUCACUUGACUUCAACAUAAGAUCGCAAAUCACGAGAGAGGCCAUCAGUUUGGUGUGUGAGGCUGUUCCUGGUGCCAAAGGAGCGCUGCAGAAGAGAAAGCCUCCGUCUAAAGCCUUGUCAAGUAUCCUGGGGAAGAGUAACCUCCAGUUUGCUGGGAGGAGCAUCAACUUGAAUAUCUCCACAAGCAGCCUUAACCUAAUCACCCCAGACUCCAAACAGAUCAUAGCCAAUCAUCAUAUGCAGUCCAUUUCCUUUGCAUCGGGUGGAGAUCCAGUGAGUGAUCCAGACACGACUGAUUAUGUUGCCUAUGUAGCGAAAGAUCCUGUCAACCGAAGAGCGUGUCAUAUUCUGGAAUGUUCUGAUGGUCUGGCCCAGGAUGUGAUCAGCACCAUUGGCCAAGCCUUCGACCUUCGCUUCCAGCAGUACCUCCAGUGCCCCUCCAGCAAGAUGACCUCUGUACAUGACAGGAUUCUAAAUAUGGAGGAGUCCAUAUGGACGGAGGAGGAAGAGGAGCCUGCUGAGCAUCCAUACUACAACAACAUCCCCGGCAAGAUGCCACCCUCCGGAGGGUUCAUAGAUACCAGGCUAUGCCAGAACAACCAGACUGAGCAACAGGCUCCACGGGCUGGGGUGGACCAGACUUACUACCAGGGCAGACACUGUGGAGAGAGCUGGGGAGAGGACAGGAGGCCUACUGGGAUACUGGUCCAACAGGGAUCAUGGGACAUCUACAGUCUGCCCGUCGGGAAGAGUCCAGUACCAAAAACGGGGGAUGCGCCUACGUACGUAAACACCCAGCAGAUCGACGCCCAGCUGCUGGCUGCGCUGCAGGCUGAACAGGACAGCAUGGCAGCCGAGGGGGCAGAGGGCACAGCAGCCAAAGACAGACUCAUGAAAGACCUGUUCGACAUGAAGCCUUUGGAGGAUGCUAUCCUGACCCAGUCAGCAGUCCCUGCCCUGCACAAGGCUGGGUCUGCGGAUAACUCCAGCCCCCUGUUGGUGCGCUCAGCUUCCUUCAAGGCCCAGGAUGAGUUGGAGGGUCAGUCCUGGUACCACGGAGAGAUGAGCCGACGGGACGCAGAGACACUACUGCUGGAUGAUGGAGACUUUCUGGUUAGGAUGAGCACCACCAACCCUGGGUCGUACGUACUGACGGGCAUGCACAAUGGACUGGCCAAACACCUACUGCUGGUGGACCCAGAGGGCACGGUACGGACAAAAGAUCACAUAUUUGACAGCAUCAGUCACCUGAUAAACCAUCACCGUGACAACAGCUUGCCCAUAGUGUCUGCAGGAAGUGAACUGUGUCUGAAUCAGCCUGUAGGCAACAGGAAACAGUGACGAUCUACGCGCAUUGCCUGAUAGAAGAUGGAGUUCUGAAACUGAAACCUCCAAUCCCUCCUGAAAACCUGAAACUAGAAUAUAUUAUGGUUGAAAAAGGUUACUUAACGAUGAUGACAGUGUCUUGGAAGCGGUUUGUGGCUGGGCAAACUCUCGGGCCGCAAAGGAUGAUGAGAAAGAAGAGGUUUGCUGAUAAAAAUUAUUUAUAUAACUAUUAUUAUUUUGAUGUGAUGAUUGAAAUGCUAUAUUUUUUAGGCAUAUAGGUGCAUUUGGGACAUAUAUGUUGAUUUGGUGUUUUAAAAACAAAAAAGAACUACUGUUAGUAGUUUAGAUGAUGAAGUGCAAAUCGACCUCAAGGAGGGGAAAGAAAAUUGUAUUUUAGAAAAACCAGAAAUUUUCAUUUUGUGUAUCAAGCACAACCAGAUUUACACAGUCAUUGGUAAGUAAGAGUUACGUAGAGGAGAACAACCAUUUGAAAAUGCUUUUGAAUUUGAAACUAUUUUAGGAUUAUUUGUCCUUUAUCGCAGCUAUAGCGUGAUGACAUUCACUUUGGGUCACUUAUGAAUCUAGCCUGGUCACUGAUCUGUUUGUGCUCUCUUGCCAACACUUGUGGGCUGGACAAUGACAGUGACCAUAGCCCAUAGGAGUUGGCAAGACAGCACAAAUGGGUUUGGGACCAGGCUGUAAUGAAUCUGCUUUAUGGGAACUAAAGACUUGAAUAUGUUUAGCUUUAUAGUAGUCACAGUGUGUUGGGGUCAGGGGUCGCAACUUUUUAUAGUGCUGUCAACAUGGCUUUAAAGAUACUAUGUGAAUCUCAAUUGUAUUUCCUUGAUUCCUCGCGUCCUCUCUCCUUGCCUCUUCAAAAUGCAUUGGAGGAGAAAGGGAA
Molecule: messenger RNA, 4694 nt
Organism: Coregonus clupeaformis (lake whitefish)
Lineage: Eukaryota; Metazoa; Chordata; Actinopteri; Salmoniformes; Salmonidae
Product: SHC-transforming protein 3-like
Exons: 12
Coding region: 1697-3808 (703 amino acids)
Biological process (GO): intracellular signal transduction; cell surface receptor protein tyrosine kinase signaling pathway
Cellular component (GO): plasma membrane
Molecular function (GO): receptor tyrosine kinase binding
Source: RefSeq, a predicted model, not a curated record